Messenger RNA from Solanum dulcamara, 2514 nucleotides. RefSeq names its product ubiquitin-like-specific protease 1D. The record is from RefSeq and is a predicted model, not a curated record. Lineage: Eukaryota; Viridiplantae; Streptophyta; Magnoliopsida; Solanales; Solanaceae. Gene Ontology annotation, molecular function: cysteine-type peptidase activity. The coding region runs from base 256 to 1917 and encodes 553 amino acids. The transcript has 15 exons. Gene Ontology annotation, biological process: proteolysis.
CAAAUAUAUUACGAAACAGCCCAUUUGCCACCUGUAACUCUACCUUUGUUCAUCCAUAGAUGCCCAAAUGCAGUAUUUUGUGGUAGGUUACGGUCUAGUGUUCUGGGUUUAGCAGCAGCAUUGAUGUUGUCGCCAUCAUCUCUUCUCUCUUUGCUGCUUUCAGAAUCCAAGCUUUUCCUUUCCGUCUUGCUCUCCCUCAAGAAACUCAUGAUGAUGGCCAUUUUAUGAUGUUGCUGUAGUUGAAUGAAAUUCUAAAUGGCACGGUUAAUUCUUGAUUGGAGUAAACUAAUAGACGAAAAGCCUCCGGCCGAGUUGGUGGUCGCCACCAAAGCAACCCCGACGAUUACCAUAGACGGGGAAGAGCAAAAUGAUGAGUUUUCAAACCUGACGAAUGAUGAACUAAUUGACAAAAUUGACAGGUUCAAUAACUUGUUGGGCUCCAAAGGCCCUAGAUUAUUCGAUAGGGGUGAGAAGCUGAAAGCAACUAUAAAAAAGCAUGAGGAUGAAUUAGAGAGGAGAAAAUUGCUUCGCCCCGAUAAGGGAACUGAUGGAUGUGCCUUAUUGGGGAGGCAUCACUCUGGUUCUAUUGGUGCAGCUAAUGGCCUUGGGCAACGGUCUGCACAAUCAGCCCCCCAUUCGCAAUCUGCUUUUGCUGUGUGCUUUUCGAACAAGCUGGAAGAAAAACAGGAUAACUCUAAGACACCCAGUGGUUUCCGAAAUGAAUUACAUGCUCUGAAUACGUGUGGCCGCAAAAGGAUAUUAACAAGACAGUUUUCUUCAAGAAGAAGAUGUAAGACAGCAUUGUCUUCACAAGAAGCACCUUUUAAGUUUCCUCUAAACAUAGAUGAACGAGAAUUUUAUGCUGAUGGAAAGACUAGAGACAUCUCUACGUCUUCUCCUCGUUAUUCUGAAGAAAGUUUCUCUAGCUGUUUCACCAAAGAGUGGAAACCUUCUCAAGCCCAUUCUGCAUGUACUUUGCGGCAUGCAAAUGAUGAGGCUGUUGUUCUAGUGGAUGAGGAGGAACCUGGUGUUGUUGAACCAAGACAGCAAGCAUAUAAUGUGGUUGAGAGCACAAAGGCAACCAAGAUAUACUAUCCUUCAAGGGAUGAUCCUGAAUCAGUCGAAAUCAAAUAUUCAGAUAUGGAAUCUCUUGCUCCUGAAGCAUAUCUGUCGUCUACUAUAAUGAACUUUUACAUCCGGCACCUCCAGCAGAGAAAAUCUCCUGCAGAUGGAGAAAGGUGUGAGUAUCACUUUUUCAAUACAUAUUUUUACAGCAAGCUCAAAGAGGCUGUUUUCAGCAAGCAGAAUGAGAAGGAAGCUUUAUUUGUCAAAUUAAGACGGUGGUGGAAGGGGGUGAAUAUAUUUGAGAAAGCGUAUAUAUUUCUUCCCAUACAUGAAAAGUAUUUUUUCUUUUCACUUAGUUUCCUGGAGCUUGCUGUUCAUGGCCAUAUGUUGGUUCUUUUUCUCCUCUGUAGUCAUCACUGGAGCUUGGUAAUAAUUUGCAUGCCAGAUAAAGAAGACCAAUUGGGGCCAAUCGCUCUUCACUUGGAUUCAUUGGGGCUCCACAGCAGCAGCUCUCUUUUUGGUACUAUAAAAAAAUUUUUGAUAGAAGAAUGGAGAUUCUUGAGACAAAGAGUAGUAGCAGAUCAUCCUUUUACAGACAAAAUAUGGGAAGAUCUUCCACGAAGAAUAGACGACAACAUUAUUCCGGUCCCACAACAAGGAAAUGAUUAUGACUGUGGACUCUUUGUGCUAUUCUUUAUGGAACGAUUCAUCGCUGAAGUUCAUGAAAGGUUUAAAAAGAAGGAUCUAGCAAUGUUUGGACGCAAGUGGUUCAAACCUGAAGAAGCAUCUAAUAUGAGGCGGAUAAUCCGUGACAUACUUGAGGAAAAAUUCAAGAAUCCAAGUGACAAAUAGUUUUUCUUGGUCACCUCUUUUUACAACAACAUACUCAGGCAUGAAUGGAUCAACUGCUUAUUACCAACACUCCUGAAGUUGGGCUCAACAGUUAGAUAUUGUAGUUACAUACCCUAGAAAUUUACAUGAGAUUCUAGAAUCUCUCUUUAUAGUCUGCUUAGGAAGGUUUCUCCUGAAAUGUAGUGAAGAUCGGGAGAUACAUCGUGGAGAACUCCCUUUGGUUCGAGCUACAUUUUACAGGGCCCCGAGAUGCAGGAGAAUUUCAUAUUGACCAUUUUCUUUCAAAAGCAGAAGCUGGAUCAAGUACAUUUGGCAUGAUAAUAGGACUUAGGAGGUUUCUGCAGAUAAACAUUUUUUGGACUUUCCCUUCCAUUAUUACUGCCUGGAGUUCAAACAUCUCAUACCGUUCAUGUAAAUGUUUUCUUCAAUGAUAUGAAGAAGAAGAUCAAAGCUGUAUGUGCUUCUUGAUGCAACAUAAUCUCGUUUUAGUAUAUACUUGUGCAAACUAAUUAUCCCCCUUUUAAAAAAAAUAUUCAAAAACGACCCAUUGUAAACAUUGUACUAUAGGCUAAAUUGAAAGUUACUAAAUCCCUAUAA